Messenger RNA from Olea europaea var. sylvestris, 1289 nucleotides. Its product is annotated as nodulin-26-like. The record is from RefSeq and is a predicted model, not a curated record. The transcript has 5 exons. The coding region runs from base 1 to 846 and encodes 281 amino acids. Gene Ontology annotation, cellular component: membrane. NCBI's taxonomy places the organism in Eukaryota, Viridiplantae, Streptophyta, Magnoliopsida, Lamiales, Oleaceae. Gene Ontology annotation, molecular function: channel activity. Gene Ontology annotation, biological process: transmembrane transport.
AUGGCAAAUUCACCUUCUAUUAUUAGCUUUUCCUCUAAACAAAAUUUACCAACAGACUUGUCCAUUACAGAGGAAGCAAAGGGUUACUCCGCCGACGAAUUCCCUCCAAGAGAUUCUGUUUCCCCGUCGUACUACCAGAAAAUUAUAGCAGAGAUUUUGGGCACUUAUGUUCUUGUUUUUGCGGGUUGCGGUGCUGCUCUAGUUGAUCGAGAGAAGACAUUAACAGUUGUGGGUUUAGCAAUGGUGUGGGGGUUGGCUUUGAUGGCAAUGAUAUAUGCACUUGGCCAUGUUUCUGGUGGGCAUUUCAACCCUGCAGUUACCAUUGGCUUUGCAGCAGCUCGAAAAAUUCCACUCGUUCACGUCCCGUUGUACGUUUUAUCGCAGUUUUUGGGUUCAACGCUAGCAUGCCUCACCCUGAAAGUACUAUUCAAUGACCAAGCUGAUAUACUACCCACUCUCACUCAUUAUUCCAGUUCAACUACUGAUCUUGAAGCGAUUACAUGGGAAUUCGUCAUCACUUUCAUUUUUAUGCUCACGAUACGUGGAGUAGCUUCUGAUGACAGAGCAAAUAAUGAACUGGCUGGAGUUGCAAUUGGAGCUACAGUGAUAUUUAAUGCCCUUGUUGCAGGGCCUAUUACUGGAGCUUCUAUGAAUCCUGCAAGAAGCAUGGGUCCAGCAAUAGUUUCUGGAGUCUAUAAAAAUCAAUGGGUGUAUGUUGUUGCUCCCAUUCUUGGAGCCAUAGCUGCAAGCCUGAUAUACAGUCUUCUCCAGCCAUGGAAGCCGGAAAAGCAUAGAGAGAGUGCUAGAAGUACAUACAAUGAUCUAUAUCUACGUCCCGAGGUAUGAACAUGUAUGCAACCAUGUGGAAGUAUAUCAAACAACUGAAUGGAGUACUACGAUUGGCAUAGCAAAAUGGACUUUCACACCAGAAUCUCGAAGGAAGAUGAACAUCAGUGUGCUAGAUUCCUCUCACAUGAAAAUCCCGAUAGUAGUAUUACACAUUAGAUUUAUAGUAGUUUUUUGAGUCUUGCACACUCCAACUCAUUAAUGAAUCCUCUAAUCAAUUAAAGUUAUAACAGUCAGCACUUUCAACGAGUCAAUGAAACGAUGAGUUAAACAAGACUUGAACACGGGUCAGUUAACAAUUAACAUACUCCAAUACCAUGUCGAACCACCUCUAAAAGCUUAGGAGUUAAGUUGUCCGUGAGGAACAAAGUCAUUUAUCUAAAUCUUCAAUACAGUGGCAAUUAAAGGAUAUGCAAAUUCAUAGACAAGCCCUCAUCCAAAAA